UUUCUCAUCACGCAAGUCUCCCCCUGAUCCAUCAAACCAGACGCACACUCACAGACGGAUUCUCUGCCACUCAGAAGGUGGCAAAAGAUGGCAAUGGAGAUGGCCAUCAGAGCCUCAGCCGUCCAGAGACCUCCUCAGUCUCCUCCUUCAAGAUCAUCCACGCCCAGAGCUACUUUCAAGCCUCAACUCAGAGCCACCUCUGUAUCACUUCCUGCAUCAACAACCAUCUCUCUCUUGGCCAUUUUCACUCCUCUCAAUGAAGCCAAGGCUCUCAGCCUCUCCAAGGACCAGAUAGUUUCGUCUCUCGAUGAAGUGGAGAAGACAAUUGAUCAAGUUCAGCAAGUGGGUUCGAGUUUUUUUGAUGCUGCACAGCGUGUUCUUGAAGUUGUAGGAAAUGCUUUGAAGCCUGGCCUCGAUGCUGCGUUGCCAAUUGCGCGGGAGGCCGGAGAACAGGCACUGAAGGUUGCUUCUCCAGCAAUUUCCGAGGCAUCAAAGAAAGCCCAAGAAGCAAUCCAAAGCUCGGGCAUUGAUACGGAGCCUGUUGUCGGUGCUGCAAAGACAGUAGCAGGUGCCGCACAGCAGACCACCAAGGUACUUGAAGAGGCCAAGCCAAUUGCUUCAUCAACUAUUGAGACCAUUUCUUCAGCAGAACCAGUCGUGAUUGUAGGAACUGCUGGAGCAUUGUUUCUUGCUUACCUUCUCCUUCCUCCCAUCUGGUCCAUUAUCUCCUAUAGCCUCCGAGGUUACAAAGGUGAGCUUACUCCUGCGCAAACUCUUGAUCUCUUAGCUACAAAGAAUCACUAUCUGAUUGACAUUCGAUCAGAGAAGGACAAGGACAGUGCUGGCAUUCCUCGCCUUCCUUCUACUGCUAAAAGCAAAAUGAUUGCUAUUCCCUUGGAAGAACUGCCCAACAAGUUACGAGGCCUUGUUAGAAAUGUGAAAAAAGUAGAGGCUGAAAUAGCAGCAUUGAAGAUUUCUUAUCUCAAGAAAAUUAACAAAGGCACCAAUAUUGUAAUCUUGGACUCGUACUCAGAUUCAGCAAAAAUAGUAGCAAGAACACUUACUAAUCUUGGCUUUAAGAAUAGCUGGAUUGUGGCUGAUGGUUUCUCUGGAAGAAGAGGAUGGUUGCAGAGUCGUUUAGGGACAGAUACAUACAAUUUCUCUUUCGCAGAAGUUCUUUCACCAUCCCGACUCAUUCCUGCAGCAGUUAGACGUUUUGGUACAACCAGUUCAGCACCUCAAGGUGGCCAAAAGUUGCUGCCGGGAUCAGAGUGACGGUGUAAUCCUUUCUAUGUGCAUAUGCAAUUUAGUUUAGAGUUCCCUGGAAUCAUUUCUUGUCAUUAUUUCAACCAAUCUAAUCAAUGAUAGGUUUUUUCUUA
Messenger RNA from Ziziphus jujuba (common jujube), 1379 nucleotides. RefSeq names its product calcium sensing receptor, chloroplastic. Lineage: Eukaryota; Viridiplantae; Streptophyta; Magnoliopsida; Rosales; Rhamnaceae. The transcript is spliced from 6 exons. The coding region runs from base 88 to 1275 and encodes 395 amino acids. The record is from RefSeq and is a predicted model, not a curated record. Gene Ontology annotation, biological process: cellular response to calcium ion; de-etiolation; regulation of stomatal closure.